Messenger RNA from Penaeus chinensis, 5586 nucleotides. RefSeq lists its product as uncharacterized. The transcript has 10 exons. The record is from RefSeq and is a predicted model, not a curated record. Gene Ontology annotation, molecular function: GDP phosphatase activity; UDP phosphatase activity. Lineage: Eukaryota; Metazoa; Arthropoda; Malacostraca; Decapoda; Penaeidae. Gene Ontology annotation, biological process: nucleoside diphosphate catabolic process. Gene Ontology annotation, cellular component: membrane. Bases 1239 to 5585 code for a protein of 1448 amino acids.
UCGUGGUUGGUCUGCCCGGGCGAGCGUGUCCGUGUCGGGUAGAGGUGGAUGGUGCCCAGUGUCCACGCUCUCUCCCUCGCCGAGCUCCGCCGCCUCGCCAGGGAGGAGGAUCAGCCUCACGCCCGAGUGCAAGACGAUCGGUGUGAACACCUCGCCACGGCCUCGUGCACGGGCGGCGUCUGCGGGUGAGGGUUCGAGCAGGAUGCGCCUCCGCAGACGAUACCUGAUCAGCAAGGACUUUUGAUCACGUGCGGCCUGAGUGCGACCGAGGAUGUGCGGGGAAAAUCGUGCAGGACCUGUGCGCUGCUCGUACGAGAGCGAGGGAGCGAAGAGGGCGUGACAGGUGCUCUCCUUAACAGGAACUGCGACAGGUGAUCUCGUCGUUAAAGCCCUCUCCGCGAAGUGUUGGCAGGAGUGGUCGAGACUCGUGCGUGUUGUCUGUCUCUGUUGGCUGCCACACGAACUGCUCUUCUUUAUGACAACAAUUUCACUAGUCCUCGAAGCCUAACUUAUUAUUUUCUAAUGUCACUCGAGUGCCUCUUUAGAAAAAGAAAACAAAUCCUGCAUUUGUUUCACGAGAAUCUUUUGCAGACUUUCUCGUUCUCUCUCUCUUCCUGAAUUUCCCCAACACCCAGACAGUCUGUUGUGAGAUUGAACGAGAAAUACGUUUACGACGCCAGAGGGAAAACCUUUCUGCUAUUCUUUAAAAGUUUAUAAUUGUAUAGAGAGCGAGAGAGAAAGAACGAAACCGAAAGAGAGAGAAAAGUACGAGUUUAUCACAGCCCCGAAAUCAGCGCGAAAACCACCUUCGCCGAGACCAGGGAUCAAGCGACAUGACCGCGUGUUAUUCCUGAGUUGUUAUGAGUGUUGUGAAAAACCUCGGCGGAGAAAUGGAGACGACAUGAACACCGACGACGAUCCAGAGGGAGAUGAUGGCCGCCAAAAAUGUGACUCUAAUUUAAAUGAUAGCAACCACUCUACACGGGAAUGCGAGGACAGACUACAGUCGGCAUGCUCCGAAAUAGAAAUCUUCCCAAAAUCUAUCAAGGGAGAGGAAAUUGUGUGAGAGGCGGCAUGUGAGAACCUCGUUUCCGCUGAUGACGUAAUGGGACAGGCCAAUGAUGACGUAAUGGACUAUGUCUACGUCACAGUUCGCGAUGACGUAAUGGUCGCUUGACAGAUCCUCUAGCAGCCGCCACAAGCACCGCCCACUGCCCCUGCCUCGCCACGCCCCCGUCAUGCGGGUGGCGGGCACCAGGGGCAAGAGGAGGGUGGUCUCUCUCCUGCUGGUGCUCCUGCUAGCUCACCUGCUCCUGCUGCUGCUGCUGCUGUUGCUGCUGCGGCCGGACCCCCAGCCGCCCUUGCCGCCCCCUGCUGACCAAGCGCCGCCCCCGCUGCCGCACACGAGGAUCGAAGGCACGCCCGGUCGCCGCGACUCGCCGUGUGAGGGCGUGGGAGAGGGUCAUCCGCGGGCGUGGCAGCCGGUGUACACGGUGGUCAUCGACGCCGGCGCCACGGCCACGCGCCUACACAUCUUCUCCUUCCUCAGGUGCUGCAUAGAUAAUACGUUCCUGCUGCAGAAGGAAGAUUACUUCCAGGUCGAUGACAGUCUUAUGAAUUACGUCUACACUUCCCACCAGAUCCGCGAAUUGCUGCUGCCCCUCCUGCGCAACGCCCGGGACCUCGUGCCCCCGAAGUACCAGCAGCACACCCCCCUCCUGCUGCGCGCGACGCCCUCUCUGCGCCUCCUACCGCGCAUCCACGCCACCAGGCUCAUCCACAGGGCGCGGACCAUCGUGUCGCGGUCGCCAUUCCUGGUGAAGAGCGACCACGUGACCAUCAUGGCCGGACACGACGAGGCGGCCGACCUCUGGCUGGCGGCGAACUUCCUUACCGGCCGCCUGUACGAGAACCACACGUCCCCCUUCGCCGUGGCCGAGCUGGGUGGAGGGACGCUGCGGGUCACGGUGCCCCUCGACGGCCCCCCUGAGUACAUACGGAAGGCGAUCGAGGAGAGGAAGAAGCAGAAGGCGCAAGUGGCACAUGCGCAAGGGGAGAAGAAGGGAGCAGGAGGAGGGAGUGGGGGAGCGAGCGCGAAGGGGAAGACUCGAGACGAGCAAAGAGACAUAGUGGUGGGGAAGGGCGGAGACCAGGCGGCGCAUGGGGCGUCGAGUGAGCACGGGGGCCAAUGGGUACGAGGCAGAAGGAAAUACGUAUUCCAAAAUAAGGCAAAAGAUGAUCUAUCUAGUGUAAGCCAAUCGAAACGUAAUGCGACGAGAAAGGUCGCCGCAGCAGGUGAGGAUGCGAUACCAAAGUCAAUAAAAACUAGUAAAUCUAAACACUUGUUGAAUUCUAGCUCUACUGAUAAGGGACAUCGGACUGUUACCCUUAACAGCAGUGUUGUUCCUAGCAUAAAAAACACACCUGAAAAGCCGCACAGCAGAAGAAAAACGGAAGUGACUGUGGGUGCAGUGCCAGUGACGAGUGCAGUGCCAAGCACGAGUGACAGUGUUACCAGUGGGGAGGGGGGAGGGGAGGAGCGAGAUGGGAGUGAGCGGGAGGCGAAGAAGCUCGGAGCCCAGAGUGAAAGCCUGGAAGAUUCAGAGAACGAAGGCCUAAGCAUCUUGUCCGGUGGGCGGAGGGGGGCGCGGGGACACGAUGAUAAAGAGCAGGAAAAGAGGAAGAAGCCAGACAAAGGAGCCAGGAUAAACAUCCAUCAGGAUAGGAGCUCAGGAGAUGGCGGCGCGUCCCUGGCUCGCGUCCCCAAGGAGGGAUCGGGAACGGAUAAUCAAGAAGUAACGACUACGAUCGCAUCGCGGGGCAGGGAGGAGGGCAAGGAGCGGGAGCGCGAGGACGUCAGAUCCAACUCGGAACGGAAAAGACAGAACAACAGGAACAAAAAGAAGCCGGCAAGAAGAAAAAGCUCGCGGAGGCAAUCCUGGAACGCCGGCGGGGACGAGGCCCGUCCUCCUGGCCGUGGGACACCUGCACAGCCACCUGCCACCGCCUCGGCCAAGGGCGACACUCAAAAUCCCGAAGAUGAGAAGAGACUCGGAAGCUCAGGGAGAGUUGAUCUUGGAUCGAACGGCGAUAUUAGAGGCGUUGAACCGGGUUCGAGCGCGGAUCAGCCCGGAUCCCGCAGGAUCACCAAUGCAGGAUCUGCCGAGGCGUCAGACGGGCUUGGCGAUGACGCAACACCUAAAAGCAUCCUUCAGCUCUGGCCUGAGAGGUCUCGGUCGUCAACGCCCUCGCCGAGAGAGGAAAAAAGUGUGCGCUCCAGAGGAAAGAAAGCUCGUGCUAAGACAAGGCCAAGAAAAAUACUGACCACUGAGAGAGCGUCCUUGUCCGCGGACGCCGUGGAUAACGAGAGCGAGAGUCCCGUUCCUGUUCAGGAGGACAACACGGGAGGCGACUCAGGAGGACUGAGACAACACCAACAGGAAAAGGAGGACAGCGCCAUAGAUAAAAUCGAGAGACAUAAAAACUCUCGCGUGAGAAACGACAAAACAAAAAGAAGGAAGCGAAGAAAAAGACCCAAAACUUCUCACUCUAGAAAAAGGAGAAAGCACAGGAAUGGAGGAAAUGGAACGACAACAAAAGACAGAGCAACAAGUGUACCGGGUGGUACACAAAAAACGAGAACUGACCGAGAAAGGAUUGCAGACACGGCCGGCGACGAGGACGAAAAUCCCGGUGAUAUCUCCCCCGCAAACAAGGGGAGAACAACGAGUUCCAGGAACAGCUCGCGCGACGAAAAUGGAGCCGAGGUGCAAGAGAACGGCGCCUCUCUCCCCGACGAGGAGAGGGGAGGCGGCAACAAACAAACCGCGGCGGACCGCCCUUCCUCGGGAGCCCUCUUCAGCGGCGACCGCGAGCGCCCAACAAAAGGAGGUGGAGGCCCGAGCCGCAGGAGAGGCAAAAACCAAUCUAGAUCUACCCCUCCGAGUAAUAGGAAACGCCAAUCUAAAAAACGUCCUCCGCCUCUGUCACCAUCCGAGAACACUGGCGUCGGGCCGCCCCCGCAGGAGAGGUUGUCAGCUCAGAACGCAGCAAAUCCCUCAGCAGCGGGAAAUCGCGAUGGGAAUCUCAGCGCUGAGACGGGGGAUUUCGCUGCGACAACGUCCAAACAAAUCUCGUCAGGAUCGCGCCGCCGCCACCGCCACCGCCACAGCCGCUAUAAUCGCCAACGCCGCUACCGCCACCGCCUGGCCGACGCUCGACGUGAGGGAGGGCAGAAAAGGGGUGUCAGGGGCGCCGGGGGAGAAGUCCUUGCCUUCCAUCGACCUCGAGACUACCCACUUGCGAGGAAGUCGGGUUUCGCGAAGCUUAUCAAUCACGAGAGAGGAAGAAGAGAUUUGAUAGACCCCUUUCGAGCUGACGAGGACCUGCAAGAGACACGCAACUUGGGCUUCAGCAGCAGUCUGUGGAAGCGCCCGCCGCUUAUCGCCACGAAUCCUUACGCUGCAGUAUUCGGGGGUGAAGAGAAAUUAAACAAAAUCGUCUGGAACUCGCCAGAAUCCACGACAACCCGAGACUCUUUGAUCCAGGGCAGCCUCGAGUCGCCAGAAAUGAGCAGAUCCGCGAGAGACGCGAGGCGAGCGAGGCGGCAGCUGAGGAGAGCCGCCGCACACUCGCAGGAAACGCUGAUCACCGGACUCUCCGCCGAGCAGGACAUCAUGCUGAGCCCGGCUGAGACAGACCUACGGAGAAUCGACAUCCUGAGCCGCGACUGCGAUCACGUGAGAGGGAGCGGCGACGGGCGAUCGUCGGCCGACGCGGCGCUCGACUCGACGAAGCAAAUCACGGAUGGAAAGAAGCCGGGCAAGGGCGUGCUGAGCUUCGCUGACCCCGCGAAAAAGAGCGCGGACGGGGAAGCGGCCGAGGGAGACGACGAGAAGGAGCAGCGGACUCGGCGGGAACUGAGAAAUCUUUUCGGGGCGCCAAACAUCACGUACCGCUGCUCUCCGUUCCAUAAACAUUGGCUGUUUACGUCCAGCAUCCCCAUGGGGAUAUACCCCGUCCGCGUCAGGGUUCUCCAAACGGGCAACCUCACCCGCAUCCCCUUGUCUCCGAACGAAGUGGGCGUGGAGAGCACCACCACCCCGGCUCCGCCCACAGCCACGACGCCCCGCCACCGCUCAGACAUCCCCCCGGAGGAGGAAUACACAGGGGGCGAGGAAGACGUCCCGUCCUCCCCGCCGCCCGAUAAGUCUGCCUCGAACUCGGCCGCCCAGCCCACACCGCCCGCUCCCCCGACGCCGACCUCGCAAACAGUCACCCCGAUUCACCCACGGGCGGCCACCAUGAUCACCAGCAAGUGGAUGGAAGAGACGCUCGACAAGGUCAAGAAGGUCGUGGACUCGGUGCUGCGCUCCAUCGGCCAGGUCCCGGAGGCGGGCGAGGGAGGCAACGGCACCGCCGGGAAUGAGACUUCUUGGAGGCCCAGACACAGAGGAGGAGGUGAGGGGGAGGGAACAACGAGAGCAGGAGGAAAAGGUGAAAGGAGAAGAGCAGGGGGAACAGAGGGAAGAGGAGGGGAAGAAGGAGGAGACGGAGCAAGUGGAAAUGGAGGAGGUAUAGGUUAAA